This is a messenger RNA of Notechis scutatus (mainland tiger snake), 7279 nucleotides long. NCBI's taxonomy places the organism in Eukaryota, Metazoa, Chordata, Lepidosauria, Squamata, Elapidae. The record is from RefSeq and is a predicted model, not a curated record.
AAAACGAAACUCCAGGACGCAGAAAUGACGGGAGACUGCGCCUGCGCCGUCGUAAGCCACGUGGUCGCCCCCCCAUGAAAACAAGUUUGAGCACGCAGGCGCAGUGCCGCCCCGGGGGGGGGAAGCCGUUGCCGUGGCUACCGCGCAACUCCGCCUUGGCCUGUGGCUCUUCCCUCGCUCUGACGCCGUAAAAUCGAUGCCCGCGGCUUCUGGGAUGGGACGCCCCGUUUUCAACUGCCGUCUCCCGGCCGGAGUUUGCGGCCGGCCUUGACCGCGUUCAGGCAGGCAGGCAGGCAGGCAGGCAUGCUGCACCCCAGCGGGUUCGUGAGGCCGGGAGAAGCGACUCGGUGUCGGCCAAUGCCGCGACGCCCGUCGUCGUCGUCGUCGUGACUCGAAGUCCUCCUCCCCGUCCGCCUCCUCGACCCGGAGGAUGAAGAAGGUGAAGAAAAUCCUGGGGCUGGGGAGGAAGAAGAACGGGCGGCAGUCUCCGUUGCGGAGCCGCGUCGUGGCUUGCGCCUCAGCCCCGGGCGCUCUCCUCAGCAGCGGCGGCGACGGCUACGCCUCGCAGAACAAGGAGCUGAGUAAGCUGCACCGGGCGGCGGCCGAAGGAGACCUCGGGGAACUCCGGCACCUUCUGCAGAAACACGACCUCAACGAACAGGACCAAGCUGGCAGAACACCUUUGCAUUUUGCCUGUGCUAAUGGAUAUAUAGACAUUGUUACUUUCUUGGUGGACAACAAAUGCCAACUAGAUAACUGUGAUAAAGAGAAGAGAUCUCCAUUAAUGAAGGCGGUGGAAUGCCAGCAAGAAUUCUGUGCAAUUUAUCUGCUUGAACAUGGAGCAGAUCCUAAUCUGAGGGACAUAGACAACAACACUGCCCUCCACUUUGCUGCCUGUAAUUCUAAUGUAUCUCUAGCAAAAUAUCUGCUUGAAAAGAAAGCUGACAUUGAAGCACAAAAUAAGGAUGGAUGCACACCGUUAAUUGUUGCUGUGGCUGAAAAUAAUCGAGAAAUGGUAGAGUUUCUUCUUCAACAAAAAGCAUCUGUGCACGCCACAGAUAAAUUGGGAAGAAUUCCACUAUUGAUUGCUGCUUCUAAUAAAAAACGUGACUUAACACAUGUUCUCCUCCUUCAUGGAUCGAAUGUUGCCCAUAGAGAUAAAAGUGGAUGGUCAGCAAAAGAUUAUGCUAUGAUUAGUGAUGAUUCUAUCCUUAAGCAGUAUGUUGCUAAAUAUUCCAACUACAAAAAUAGAGAAGAGGGCUCAUUGGAUGGUCAAAAAGUUCUGUCUAUAUUAAGCAGUCCAGAAAAAGAUGGAGAUACUGGUAUUAUACUUGGUGCUCCUGCUAAAAAUAAAGAAGUUUUUGAUAACCUCUCUUCUGGAGAUUCUAUCAGCAAUUCUGAAAAAACAGAUGAUGAUAGCUGGCUUUCUUCAGAAGAGGAGGAACUAGGCUCCAGCCCCAAGAAACCAGAAAAACCAAGUUUGGCUCGGCUAAUGAAAGUUCCAUGGGACUUCUUGAAAAAAUUAGAUGAGAAAGAUUGCACUAUCCGAACAGAACCCUUAGGCAGUUCACAGCAAAAUAAAGCAAAUUAUGAUUUUGAAGAAUGCAAUGAAUCCCUUCCUAAGCCUUUGUUCCAAGUCAAAACCUUCCCUCAUUCUGUCCAUUCCUCACCUGGCUCCUUUUCCAAAUGUUCCCAGAGAACAUUGCAUUCUAAACAGGAGAAACCUUCAAAAGAUGAAGAAGGUGGUGAACAGGAUUUUGCCAAUAAAAAAAGUAUUGUUUGUAGACAGUCUUCGAAUAUCUCACCAAAAGCUAAAUCAGCUUUGGGCGAGGACAAAGAUGAAGAGAAGUAUACAGAAUCUCCAUGGGAUUCAGAAUGCACAUCAGAAAGCCCCAGGAAGCCAACUAUUAGUUCUUUGCCUACAUCUCCUGCCAAAACUGGAAUACACAUGCACAGUAUUAUACAAGAACCAUUUAAUGGAAAAGCAAGUUUGCAGCAAAAGAUCACAAAAGAAAACUUGGUGUGUGAAUCUCCUGCUCCUGUUUUAAAGAAGGCAAUCAUAGAAAAGCAAAAAUCAGAUUUAAUGGAAGAACUUGGUUUGGAUGAAGCAGAUGAUAUUGAAGAUCCAUCUGACUGGGAUUCUACCAGUAUUUCUCUUAAAAGCACUCCAUGUGUUAAACCAGCUGACACCUUUAUGUUGGAAGAUAAUAUAUCUCCACAACAAUUACUAGAAACAAAUGUUACACCUGAAAUCUCCAUGCCUGUGAAGGAAGACUCAGAUACUCAAAACAUAAUGUCUUCAAAAGGGCAGCAAUAUAUUGAACACAAAACCAUAAAAGAAUUUAAAAGUAAAAGCAAGGAAAAAUGCCUGUUAAACAUAUCCAGCUCUGUAGAAAAAUCAACACAUGAAAAACAGACUGACAAGACUGAAAUUGAGUAUGCUGAUAAUGAAAAUGUAACUGAAGCACUCAUGCAUAGCAAAGAAGCACAUAAUGACUGCAAUCAUUUUGAUUCAAUACACUGGGAAGAAAAAUAUGAAAAAAUGUGGGUUGCAAAUGAAAAAAAGGAAGUCAAGGCAAAUUUUAAGAGUAUUACAGCAGAACUAAAACAGAUGUUUGGUGAAAUUAAGGUUUAUGAGAAAAUGAGUAGCAUUCCAAGCAAAGUAACAUCACAGGAUGGCUUCUGCGGUGCAGUAGAAGGCAUAAAAGAAACAUCGCUUCAUCUACAAAACAUAAAAGUGGAUAUUCAAGGGAAGGAUGACAUUAAAGAUAUAAGAUCUGUUGUUGCAGAAAGAGAAUUAAAUACUGAUGACUGGAACAAGAACCCACUGUCUAAUAAUGCAAAUGGAACAAAAGUAAACAUCAGUGAAGAAAGGAGUAACAAUUCAAUUAUACAACUGAAAGCAAAUGUAGGUGGAACUAGAGCUGCAGAAAAAUGCCUUGAAUAUUCAUUGCAAAGUCAUGGAGACAUUACCAAAGAUACAGUUCUUAAAACUAUAGAUGCUAAUCAACCAAUUACCCCCAACAACUUAUAUAAAUAUAUUAGUGUUACAAAAAAUCCAAGUGAAGAAACUGAAUACCAUUUUAAUAACAGUAUCAAUAGUUCCAAAGGUACUGAUACUGACAUUGGAAAUAAAAUGAAAAAUCAUAAACAAGUAUGUCCUCAAAUAUCCAAAAAAGACCUGGAUGAAGAAUUAGAAGGUGAUGUUGCAAGAUUUAAAAAUCAGGUAGGAAUACUGCAUUCGGCUUUCCUCGCUUUGGAGAAAGAAAAGAACCAACUGCAAAAAGAGAUUGAAGAGGAAAAAAUAAAAAAGGAAUUGGAAUCUGAAGGAAAAAAAUUUGCUAAUACUGAAAUGUUGGCUGUGAAUAAUGAUGAGAAGAUAGAGCAAAAACAUUCAAUAAGUGAAAUCCAGCAUAUUACAAUAAAAAGUGUUUUCCCAGAAGAUAAAAAGGAAAUGAUUUGUCCAGGUUUAAAAACUACAAGAAAAAGUGAAAAUAAAAGACGGACUUCUAAACAGAAGGUCAGUCAACAGUUUUGUAAUAAUCUACAUGAGCCACAAGAUGAGAGCAGUUUGAGUGAAGCAUCACUUGAAGAAAGAUAUCCAGCCAAAUCUGUGAAUAGAAAAAAUAAGCUUUAUAGAACAUUGAGUAUUACUAAUGAUCUGGAUGACUUAACUCCAUCUUCAGAUUCAACUACAGAGGAUAUUGAGUCACUUUCUUCCAUUUACAAGGAAGCUAUAGUGCUGAUAGAAGAACUUAGUUUAGACUGUAAAGCAGAUUCUGUAAAUCUCUUGAAAGUUCAGAAUAUAUUUCAUGGAUAUGAACGACUAAUUGAACAUGAGAAGGGGCGUUAUACUCAAUUGCUUGAAAAAGUAAAAAAAAUUGAAAAUCAGAGAAAUGAAUGGCAAAAAAAUCUGGAAGACUUGAAAGAUAUGAAAUCUAUAUUGGAUCAUCAAAAAGUACAAUAUGAAAGUGAAAUCACCAAUCUGAAAUUUUGUCUGAAACAAGAGGAAGAAAAAAGAAUGGGAGCUGAUAUACUACAUGAGAAAAAUCAAGAACAGUUAAGGAAGAAAGAUGAGCAGUACUGUACGCAGAUGGAAGAAAAACAACAGCUUGAAUUGAUGUUGAGAAGCAAAGAAAUGGAGUUAAAAACACUAACAAACCAUCUGAAACAGGUUGAAGAAGAACGUAAUGAAACACAGAGACAACUUUGUCAAGAACAAAAUGCCAGAGCCAUACAAGAAGAUAUUUUAAAUACCCACUUCUGGAGGCAGAAGGAAUUGGAAGAAGAAUCAAAAAAAGUAGCAACCAAACAGUCAGAGAUGAUUGAUAACCAUGACCAUGAAAAAGAAUUCUCACACAAAAAUCAAAUACUCCAAGAUGAACUUGCUGUAUUAAAAUUAGAACUUGAUCGCAUCAGGAUUCAGCAUCAGGAGGUUGAAAGCAAAUAUUUGGAAGAAAAUGAAAGUUUGAAAGAAAAAAAUGAAGAACUUAAAAAAGAACUGAAACUAAAUGAAGAUGCUUUGACUCAAACAGUUUUUCAAUAUAAUGGACAAAUAAAUGUAUCAAAAACUGAGGUUGCAAUGGUAGCAUCCAAAUUGGAACAUUUCAAGGAAAAUAAAGAAAGAUUGGAAAUAGAACUUGAUUCACUACGCUCUCAUUUGAAUUCUGCUCUUCAGGAACUUGAUCGUUGUCAGGUAUCAAAAAGUGACCUUGAACGAUUGCUUCAGCGAGAGAGGGAAGAAUGGCUCCGCUUAAAAGACAAAUUGAACCACGAUGUGUGUACUGUACGAGAAACAAACAAUGGCUUGUCUCAACAGUUAGGGAAAGCUGAAAAUAAAGCUAAUAGUCUAGAAAAUGAGCUUCACCAUGCAACUCUCAGUCUCCGGGAAAAGAACUUGCUGUUAGAUAGUAUUCAAAGAGAUCUAAACCAGUCACAGUGCCAAGUGAAAGAACUUGAAAAUGCACAACAAGUUGCAAAGGAUCAAAUAAGCAAAUAUGUAAUAAAACAGGAAUCUAUGCAAGAACGCUUAGGACAGGUCCAAAGUGAAAAUCUCUUACUUCGACAACAGCUUGAAGAUUUUCAGAACAAGGGCAUUAUCAAAGAAAAAGCAGUGACUGAUGUUCAAGAUAAAUUCAGUGAUAUUUUUAAUAAGCUCAGAGCUGAUACUGAAAAGCAAGUUCAGAUGAUGGAAGAGAGAAAUAAAGAAUUAAUCACAAAAUGUAAUAAUUUAAAGGACCAAGUCAUUAAAUAUGAAUCUGAGAAAAUAGACAGAGAGAGUACAAUAAGGCAAUUGCAGCAAGAACUUGCAGAUUCCCUCAAAAAGCAAUCCAUGACAGAAGCUUCAUUGGAAGUUUCAACACGUUAUCGUAUUGACUUAGAGGAGGAUAAACAGCAACUCCUGAAGGAAAUAGAAAGGAUAAAAUGUAAGUUGCAAGAUUCAGAAGUUCAGACUAUCCAGUGUGAAAGAUCUACUCAUGAAUUAAGACAUGCUUUGGACAUUAAGGAACGUGAAGCAAGUGCAGCAUCUCAGAAACUACAGGAUCUUCUAGUAGCAUCAUCAGGAACAAAUAAUGCUAUAAAACAAUUAGAAGAGCACAUACAGAGACUUGAAAUAGAAAAUGCCAGAUUGGAAGCUACAACAAACCAGCAAAGUAAUAGAAUUGAGAUACUUCAAAAAGACCUACAGGAUAGUGUUUCUGUUCAUAAUCGUCUUGAGGAAUUGAUAACCAGCUUACAGACAGCAAAAAUCAGUCUAGAGGAACAACUAAACCACCAGGUUCAGAAGGAAAGUAUGCUUUCAGUAACUGCACAAGAUGCUCAGAAUUUGUGGGAAGAAGAACUGAAAUUAAAAUCAAAACUUGGGGUUCGCCUUUCUGAGGUUGAUAAGGAAAGGACAGAACUAAUAUCUCAGUUUGAGAAUGAAAAGAAAAAAGUAAAGAAGGUCCUAGAAUUAAAACGAUCAGUGGAAAUGCGACUAGAUCAAGAAAUGAAAAGGAACAGUGAAUUACAAAAAGAAUAUCAUGGUAUAAAAAAGCUUCUAAAAAUAACCAAAAAGAAGUUAAAAGGUUAUGAGAGUGGAGAAAGUUCAUCUCAAAUAAGCUUACAUGGAGAAAUAAAGAAUAAAUAUUCAGAAAUCGACAAUGAAGUUGGAAAACUAAGAAAAAGGGUUGAUGAACUUUCUCGCCAUUUGGAGGUUGAGUCAACAAGAAGUACCCAGCUGGAAUCUGCCAAUUGUGAACUGCGUGAACAAUUAGCAUCUAUGAAGAUACUCCAUAAGAAUCAUGAAAAAUUAGAAAAAAGCAAAUUGCAACUAGAAGAAGAAGUAGUUAAUCUCAAACGCCAAGUACAGGGUAACUUAAUAGAUCUUAGCCAAGUGGAACAAUACAAGAGAGACGUUGAAGAACGAGCUAAACAAGAGAUAAGACAAAAACUGGAAGAAGUCAAUUUCUUUUUGCAGACACAGGCUGCUUCUCAAGAAACCUUGGAACAGAUAAGAGCUACCAGUAAUGCUUCUUUGAGAAAUCAAUUAGAGAACAGAAUUAAAGAAUUAGAAUCAGAGUUGGCCACAUUUAAAAACAACCAGCAAGAUAGCAUAUUACAAAAAGAAUCUACCCAUACAGAAUUGGAAAGAUAUAAAGGAUUGUAUUCAGAAGAAAUAAAAAUUCGGAAAUCUUUGGGGAACAAAUUGGAUCGAGCUAAUGCGAAAUUAGCAGAAGCCAACACUCAACUCUAUCACGAGCGUCACAAAAACAAGUCUUUACUUGCCAACGGCUUUAUAAGUGGAAGCCUUUCUUCAAGUCCUGUCCUGGAAACAGUUCAGAUGGGAAAUCUUGGCAACACUUUAGCAUUAAAUAAAUCUUUUAACCUUGGAGGAGGAUUCCUGAACACAAAUGGAGCUGCAUUAGCCUCAAAAAACAGAGUGGAAGCUUACUUAGCAAAGAGACCUGUAAAGAGAGACAGAGAAGGUAAAGAAAAACUAGACAUGAGUGAGGAAGAAACUGGAAGUGGAAGGAGGCAGAAUGAGAAUAAGGCAUGUAAAGAGGGAGAAAGAAAGCAAGUAGAUGCAGAUGGAAUUAGAAAAAAGUAUCACAAAAGAACUGGACCAAGCUAAAGCUGAGCUUGAUGCUGGAUCUGUUAGAAUCUCCCCUGUAGGAUCAGUUGAUGGAUCUUCAAAAACAUCAAACAUAGACCAGGAUCAAGUUUCCAAGGCAAGACAGCAGUAUCUAGAUGUUUUAAAGAAAAACUAUAUGAUUUGAAUAAAGUCUGCAAACUUGUA